GAUGCUUGAGAGCAGUUGCUUUGUUCCAUUUUCCUUUUGCUUGGCAUGUCUCUGUCUGUAGUGCUGUGUGCAUUUGUGUCUCAGCAUCAGCCUGUCCCAGUGUAAACAGAUGCAGACUCAGCACAUGCCCCUCCUUCUCUUUUCUACUCCCUUGUCACCUUUGCUAUGUUUACCUGUCAGAAGCAGUUGUGUGUGCCUUCCCCAUCUGUAGCCCUGCAGGUGCUAUUUAGCUUAGCAAGAUGAAUCUUUGUCUUUUAUCCUUCUCUUGCAUCCUGUGCACCGAGAGCCAAAGAGGCGCCACUGACUGCCCUCGAUUACUCACAGCAGGAAGAAGUCUUGGAAAAUGGGCCAAAGAGGCAGGCUGGAUGGCAGGGGUGAGAGACUGGUAGGAAAGGAAGAAGAGAGAAGAGAGGAUAGGAAGAACAGGAGUGUCUCAGCAUGGACGAUGGGAAGCUGAUUUUCACAUUUGUGUGAAUGCUAUAUGUCACUGCUAGGUACAGAUUCAGAUUUGUCUUCUGGAUUACUGGCAUACAUCAUCUUGUUGCAUCUUUCUUUACAGGUCUAGUGAGUCCCCUGGAGGUUUUCAUGAAUUCUAGGAGUGUUGAAGUUGCUCGCGGGCAGACGGCAAUCCUGCCCUGUACCUUCACCACCAGUGCUGCUCUUACAAACCUUAAUGUCAUCUGGAUGGUCACACCACUCUCCAAUGCCAACCAACCUGAACAGGUUAUUAUUUACCAGGGGGGUCAAAUUUUUGAUGGUGCACCCCAGUUUUAUGGGCGAGUGGGGUUUGCAAUGACAAUGCCAACCACCAGUGCCUCCAUUUUCAUCAAUAAUACCCAGCUGUCGGACACUGGAACAUACCAGUGCUUGGUCAACAACCUACCAGACCGAGGGGGCCGGAAUAUUGGAGUCAUUGGACUCAACGUAUUGGUUCCUCCCUCUGCCCCGGUCUGCAGAAUUCAGGGCUCUUUAAACAUUGGCAGCGACAUCACAUUAACUUGCAAUUCAGAAGAGGGCAUUCCUCGGCCAACCUACUACUGGGAAAGAUUAGACAGUGCGCCCAAGCUGCCUCCAACAGCCACACAAGACCAAGUUCAGGGUACUGUUGUUCUGCGCAAUAUUAGCACUGUGUCUUCCGGACGUUACCAGUGUGUGGCCUCUAAUGUCAUUGGAAGCAGCACUUGCUCCCUUGAAGUUCAAGUAAUUGCACCUCACCCCCGGAGCAUUGGCCUAAUUGCUGGAGCUGCUGCUGCAGGGGCACUGGUGCUCAUUGUCUGCAUUGUCUUGGUGGCUGUGACACUCUUUUACUGGAAGAACAAACACAAGGAGGAAGAAGAGGAGGAGAUUCCCAAUGAGAUAAGGGAAGAUGAUCUUCCACCCAAAUGCUCUUCUUCUACAAAGGCUUUCCAUGGUGAUGCUUCCUCAUCAGAGAAUGACACUCUCACUUCAUCCAACACCUACAACAGCCGGUACUGGAAUGAUCCCAAAGCAAACCAUGCAACAGACUCCUUUACUCGUCUCAACAAUGAUGCACGCCAAUCCUUCUCUCGCUCUGGAAGCACCAACACCCGUCCUGUCUAUGCCAAUGGAGGCCACCCAGCUCCCCCUCCACCCAAGACAUUGGUGGUGACAACCAAUACAGCCCCUUCUCCUCAGGAGAUGGCCAGGAGCAAUGGCUCAGUGAGCCGGAAGCCAAGACCCCAGCACACACGCUCUUAUGCUGUAAGCCAGGCAACGCUAGAAAGAAUAGGUGCUGUGCCUGUUAUGGUUCCCGCGCAAAGCCGAGCUGGCUCUUUGGUGUAGGGAGUGACCAUGGUUCUAAGGCAAAUGAGAACCUGUUACACUGAGUGGGGGUGAAGACCUGGACAAAACAAGAGACCCUGCUCUUCUUCCCUACAGUGUUGAGUUGAAGGGGAAGAACAAGCCUCUCCUCUGUGCUCUCCCCCAUCCCACUCAACUAAAUCUCAAUGGUGUGACAGUCCCUCCCUUGCUUCCCCACCCUCAUGAUCUCAGGGGGCUCCUCAGCUGUGGCUGAAUGUGCCAAGGCCAACAGAGGGCCACACAAGGUGUCACAGGGGAUGAUGCCAUACUUGGUUUCUAAGCUCUACUGACCAUGGAAUUGGUGGUGGUGGUGGUGUGUCCAUGAAGACAGCCAGUGAGGUGGUAGUUUGAAGAGCCCAACGGUUGAUGGAUGGGCUGUGAGAAAGAAGAACGCAACAACCUUGAGACUGACAAAGGGAUGGCUUGGCUCAGAAGGAAUAGUGAAACUGGGCAAGACGUUGACUCAAAGCAGGCAGGGAAAGAAUCAUGAGCCAGGCUAAGGCUAGACGGGUGGGGUUGGGUUAAGAAUUGACUUGAGGGUUAUACUUUCUUAUGUAAUUCUUUUUCCCCAUCCCUCUUUCCUCUCUUCCUGCUUCACACCUGUUCCCACACUGAUUGUUCUCCCCCUACACUGGCUUUUUCAGAUUCUCCCAACAUCCCGUCACCUCCAUGGAAACUGUUGCCCUCCCUUGCCCCCAGCAUUGCUCUCCAACAAGCUGCUUGGUGCCAGAAUGUGCUUCUGCUGUUUGCUGUUGUUGGGAGAAGGAGGAGUUUGGGGAGGGAAUGGUGCUGGGAAUGGGGUGGUGGGGUUGGAAAGCUGAAGCCUCCAUUUGCUUCCAAGAGCUGCUGUGUGUUUUCUGGGCGUGUGGCUUAACAUUUGUCAAAAAGCUUGGCUUCCAAGCUUUGGCGAUUGCAUGGCAGAGUCCCCCUAUAAGGCUGUUUGGGGCUGGCCAGCAUGGUCAGGCUGAUGGUUGAACAUUCAUGCAUUUGAGGCAUCAAAUUUAACCUUCCCUUCUUUGGAUAUUUUGAAGCUUGUUAUAGUACUGGGGGAGGGAACAGGAGAGAGCAAGAGAACAAGGAGAAGCAAAAGUAUGGCUCAGGGCUAUGCUGGCAAACUUUCCCUCCUUGCCAUGUGGCUAGUGCUGAGGGACACCCUACUGGGGCAGGUUAGCAAGAGGCCCCAGUGCUUCCCUCCCCAUCUCACUUGCCUACAUGGCUUCACAGGUUUUGCUCUUGCAAUUUCAAUAGCCUUAACUCAAAUCUGAGCAUUGGGGGGGGGGGGGGGACUGAACAAAAAAACCCACCACCACCAAGGGUCUUUCAUGUCCAAGAGGGAACUUGGAGCAAUUGGGGGGGGGGGGUGUCAUUUCCUAAUACCUCGAGGAGGCAGAGCCAAGGGACACCUCACUGAGUCCCACUCUCUACACCUGCCUCAUUUGUAAUGCUGACACACUGAUCUCCUUAAAGGGAAACACUCCCCUUGGAAGCUCCUAACAGGAUUUUCUUCUCUGCACUGACAAAACACAUCCUCCGAUCUAACCCCAGCACUACGAAAGGGGGCGACUUGUUUCACAGCCAUGCCCUCUACCUUUAGACAUGCACUGGAAAUGGGGUUCCUAUAAAUCAACCUGUACUGCUCUUCCGCUUCCACUCUGCCUUGCCCUGACUUUCUCCCCCCAUCCCAUACAUGCACAUGGGCACAGAGAGGUCAUUAAAGAAUGCUCUCUGCCCUGGGCUGUGCACUUUCUAUGCCCCCCCCCCAUGCCACCACUGCAGAGAGAUACAUUCAGGUUGCACUGGGGUUGAAGCUUAGCUGAAAUUCUGUGCCUUCUUUGCUUUAAAACAAAUAAGCAGUGCUCUCUUUCCUGACCCUCCCCCUCUGAGACCCUCCCCACACACAGACACACACCACAAACACAACUUGGUUCAUUGACUUUUGAGCACACCAGGCAGACAGAUGGCUGCCAUAUUUAUAUACCUUUCCCAGGGAGCAGUCUCUCUCUCUCCUCAUGUGCUCACUGCCGUUUAUUCUUUUUUUGUUUUUUCCUUUUCAGUACCUGGAGGUUGGGGAUAGGAAGAGUGGCUUUUAAAAAACAACAUGCAAAAAUAGAGAGAGAGAAAAUUACACACACACACACACACACACACACACAAACACACACACAUCUCUCUCUGCUUUUAUAACAAUGAGAGAUGUAAGGGACAUUUCCAAGGCAUGCUGCCUGCAGCAGCCUGCACUCCAGUGCUCAGAAAGCUCUUUCUGGUUCUACUGUUCAUGAGACUGUUUGCUCUCCUCUUUGUUCUUUCUAAUUGUCUAAAAAAAAUUCAAUAAAACUUUUAUUCAUAUAA
This is a messenger RNA of Sceloporus undulatus (fence lizard), 4170 nucleotides long. RefSeq names its product immunoglobulin superfamily member 11 (gene IGSF11). The record is from RefSeq and is a predicted model, not a curated record. Gene Ontology annotation, cellular component: cell-cell junction. Gene Ontology annotation, molecular function: ionotropic glutamate receptor binding. Lineage: Eukaryota; Metazoa; Chordata; Lepidosauria; Squamata; Phrynosomatidae. The coding region runs from base 475 to 1803 and encodes 442 amino acids. Gene Ontology annotation, biological process: homophilic cell-cell adhesion. The transcript has 6 exons.